Melanaphis sacchari is the source of this 2715-nucleotide messenger RNA. Its product is annotated as IQ and ubiquitin-like domain-containing protein. Gene Ontology annotation, biological process: cilium assembly. The transcript has a single exon. The record is from RefSeq and is a predicted model, not a curated record. Gene Ontology annotation, cellular component: motile cilium; acrosomal vesicle. Lineage: Eukaryota; Metazoa; Arthropoda; Insecta; Hemiptera; Aphididae. Bases 136 to 2202 code for a protein of 688 amino acids.
GACCCCUAGCUGGUAUGGAAAUACAGAUUAUGUUAAAUUAUCCCUCCUUGCGAAAACUAAAUAAAAUGUAUCACUUCUUACCUUUAUCCUAUUGACACCUGUUCAGUAUAUCAUCUUUCAUCACUCAUUGUCACAAUGUCGGGUAAAACGUCUCAGAGUUUUAAUGGGACAACCGAAAACUUACGCGGUAACGAGAUAGUGACGGUCAAGUUCCUCACGGAUGCUAACGAAACUCUCACGCAAGCGUUCAACCUAAAUACCGACAUCGGUGCGCUCAAGUCGCACCUGCACCGGACGCUGAAUACGGACCAGAAUUUAAUCAUCAUUGAACGCGAAGAAGUGGGGGGAGAAGUAUCGCAUAGGCCUAGCGACGAGCAGACGCUCAAAGAGCUCGGGGCGACGUCGUUGGGCAUUUUCGAACUGCACUUGAGGGGCGAUGGCGUACGACUUCCCAAGCCACCCGCGUACUAUUUGCCAGCGGUGGACGUCAUCACAGUGGAUGUGAACCGCAAGCAAUUAGUAGUGGAAAUCGAACGGUGUGGUCCCGUGGACGGCCAUAAGCGGUGGCUGGGCGGGUACCGGGACAAGCGUACCGGCAAGACAUACCAUCAUGCGACCUCGCAGACCGAUCCUAAGGCUUUCAUUAGCGCCCCGUGCGUCGUCCACCGCACGGACGGCCGGACGCAGACCUGCAUCGACAAGGCGGUGGGCCGGCCGACGAGUCGAUCUACGUGGACCCAGACCAAUCGAGGCGACUAUUGCAGCGGCAAUGUCGAGUACACAGAUGGGAGGUGGGUGAAGCCAAGGCGUUAUCAAAGUUAUCAAUCGUGGUUACAGGAAGAUCGCGUCCUAAGCAGCGUACUCAAGAUACAGCGGGCGUUCAGAAGGAUUUUGGCGGCGCGCGAGAGACGACGUGUAGCGGCCGCAGCCGAAGCGGAUAAAGACGAAGAACAGCGGCGACUGUUGCGACAGAGGCAGUCUCGCAGCAUGACGUCCGGACCUGACAGCGGUAUUGCGGUGACAACAUCGACUUUGGAAUCUAAGCAGCAGCAUUUCUACUCACUGUACACGAUGAUCGGAAAGUGGUGGAAGAAGGAGCGGCAGCGGAUCAAAGAGAUCGAGGCGGAAAAGUCGAGGAAGGCGGCACAGAUGAACUUACUCAAAAAGGAAAUCAAAUUCCUGUUAGAGAUGGAGAAACAGCGGUCGGAUCUCAAGUACGAGCUGACCAAGCACGACGACGUGACGUUCCUGAACAAGACGUCAAAGCCGAAGAUGUUCAAAAACAGAGCGGGCAAGUUGCUGACUGUGGACACGGUGGGUAACCAGAAGGCCCGGGCGCUGAAAGAGCUGUACGCGAAAAUCGUGAUCCCGCGCGAAGGCGUGGACCGAGCCGAAGCGCUCGACGAGCUGCACGCCGCGGUGUCCGAAUCGUGUUACAAGUACAAGGAGCACUUGCUGGCCGCCGUGGCCGUGGAAAAGGGCCUGGUCAACAUGGGCGCGGACGCGGCCAGCCUGCGGUCAGCGCGGUCCCGGGUCGAACAGAUGUUUCGUCACUACAUCCGGCAGCCGGACGUGAACCCGGAAGCCGACUCGUACUACCGGCCCACCGAGAAGCGGUUGCUCAACGUGUACACGUGCAUCCGGUGCAAACGCAACCUGGCGGCCACCGAUUUUUCGCUGGAGAGCCGGGUGAACCGGACCAACGUGUGUGCCAGCUGCGAAUGGACGGAGCAGGUGGGACACAAGCGCAUCGACAUGGCCCCGUACCGGCGUAUGCUGAAGGCGCUCCGGCACGACGAGAUGCAGAUGGCCGCGUACGGGUCCGAAUGUUUCCUGAUGCAGCCCACCGAGGUGUACCGACUGGUGUCCAUCGUGUGGCGCGAGAAGUCGGCCGUGAGCGAAUCGGGUCAGCUCAACAGCCUCCGACUAGUUCGGUGGCGCCGUCACGAGCCCUGGUCGCCGUGGAACUGCGUACUGCUGACCAGGUCCGAGGCGGAAGUGCACUGCCGGUUGGACGGCGACCCUGCCGACUGUUACGACGAGCAGUUUGUCCGGUCAGUUACCAACAAACACCUGAUGGCCCGACUGCAGUUCAGCAACCUGGUGCAGGCAGUGGACCAUCGGACCGCCGACAGGGCGAAACCGCUGUCGAAACAUUGGAAAACCGUCGCCGAUCGUUUUAACAUCAAGACGAGUAAAUAAACAUAAAACAUGUCAUUGGCACCAACUUCUCAGGAUGAGCGCGCGCCGAUGGGGUCAAAUAUUGUAACAUUUAUCGUUUACGAAUUAUCGAAAUUUUUGAAAUUUUAACUAUACAAACAUUACAAACUCGCGAGUCACAAUGGAUGUCGGACCAAACGUUUCAUUCGAGAACACUGUUAUACGUAUAGGAUAAGGUACACCUAUUUGGCUGAUCGUUAUUAGAUAGGUAUACAUAGUAUGCAUGAAUAAUAGGCUUUAAUUAAAAUACAAUUUACAUAAAAUUAUUUCUGUUUGAUUAGUCGACGAGACGUGAGACUUCUAGGCCGAUCGGGUUUAAGAUGACGUGAUGGUGGACUUAUGGGGAUCAGGGUUAUCGGUUUGUGUUGUUGAAUGUAAUGGCAGUGGACACGCACUGAACUGCAGUAGAUUAGUGUUUGAAUUUGAGUUGUGAUAUGGAGGAGAGGUGGAGAGGUGGUUACUAAUGCAAGUAGUGCAAAUAUAUAAUUAAAAUAA